This is a messenger RNA of Morone saxatilis (striped sea-bass), 945 nucleotides long. Its product is annotated as E3 ubiquitin-protein ligase NEURL1-like. Gene Ontology annotation, molecular function: ubiquitin protein ligase activity. Lineage: Eukaryota; Metazoa; Chordata; Actinopteri; Moronidae. The record is from RefSeq and is a predicted model, not a curated record.
GAAAAGCGACAUUUGCAGUGCAAGAAGAGGAUAUGAUAUGAGUACAAACGUGGUAACAGCAAUGUGGCUGAACAACAAACAAUUUUACUUGAUCUAAUGGAAAAAUCCUAAUCAAGGAGAACGAUAAGAAGACCUGGAACGGCGAGUUGAUGAUAUUGAACAAUAUUCAUAUAAACAACUUGAUCGUCAGCAAAAAAAGAAACCACUGAAUUUGUGUCGGACUACAGCUGGAAGAAAGUGAAAGUUCCCCACCAAUCUACAAGAAGAUACUGUAUCAAGUCACGUUGUGCCUCGCCUAGACCUACACGUGUGUAUGUAGGUGCAGUACCAGCAGUAAUAUAAGAGUGUAUAAGAGUGACAAAGUCCGUGUUUGGAGGAGGUGGAAGAAACACAGGACUUUGUCACCUGGGAGACAGCUGUUUGAGUCCCGUGUGAAACCACAAGUCAAUGUCAGUUGAGUCAGAGAGUUCACAUUGGUGCGGCCUGUGCUGCCUCGGCCCUCUGACCUUCCACGGUCAGGCUGUGGGAGAUCAGAUCUGCCUGAGUCACAGAGAUCGGCUCGCAGAGAGGAGGGAGUCCACUUUCAAAAAUGGCCUGGUGUUCAGCAGCCGCCCAGUGAAUAUCCGGGAGAGGAUUCGUCUGAGGGUGCAGAAGGAUUUGUUUACCUGGCAUGGAGCUCUGCGUUUGGGCUUCACCAACAUCCCACCUUCAGACAGACCUCUGCCUCUGCCCACCAUAACCAUCCCAAACCUCACUGACACACAUGGACACUGGUCUGCUCCUGUGCCUGAAUCCUACUGCCAUGCAGGUUCAGAGCUGGAGUUCUGGGUUUCUAAUGGAGGCAACAUAUACAUUGCUAACGAAAGCUUCGGGCAGCGCAAGAUAUUUACAGGAGUGGAUCUCAGGCACCGCUGCUCAGAGAAACGAGGACUGCCCUCAAACUAA